AUGGGUGAUAUAUCAGUAGACGAUAAUGAUCUUCAUAUCGAAGAUGAGGGUAUUUUGGAUGGAGACACCAAUUUAGCAACUUCGAAUGAAGCGCUGAGUGAAGACCCUGAUGUGGAAGCUUUACGGAACAGAAUGAAAGAAAUUGAGGAAGAAGCUCAGAUGAUCAGAAAGAUGCAAAAUGACGUUGAGAAACAGAUGAACAUGAGUACUACGAGCAGCGGCAACGCGCCUCCGCAGCUUUCCAUGGAAGAGAAGAUGGAAGCUGAUAGUCGUUCUGUAUACGUUGGCAAUGUAGAUUACUGUUCAACAGCACAAGAACUAGCUGCACAUUUCCACGGCUGCGGAUGUGUUAACAGAGUGACUAUUCUUACAGACAAGUUUUCUGGGCAUCCGAAAGGCUUCGCGUACAUAGAGUUCGCUGAUAAAGAAGCUGUUCAAACAGCAUUACAGUUGGAUGAGUCAUUGUUUCGCGGCCGCCAAAUAAAGGUAUCAGCUAAACGAACGAAUAAGCCAGGAGUCAGUACUACGAACCGUCCUCCUCGUGGCCGUGGUCGUGGUGCAGCUCGUGUUAUCGUUAAGUAUAUUUACGGUGGCGGUUAUCGUGGCGCGAGAUCGCGUCCUCCAAGGUGA
Messenger RNA from Enterobius vermicularis (human pinworm), 630 nucleotides. The record is from the annotation of a GenBank genome assembly. NCBI's taxonomy places the organism in Eukaryota, Metazoa, Nematoda, Chromadorea, Rhabditida, Oxyuridae.